AUGAGUGAAGCAAAUAGCCCUUUUGAAUUAUUAAAAGAAGAAAUGGAAUCCGAUGAAAUUUAUAUUAGAGUAAAUGCAAUCCAUAGACUAAGAAUUGUAGCCACUUUAAUGGGGCCUGAACUAGUAAAAUCAACAUUACUUCCAUAUAUAGAUAAUUUAAUUAAAAAAGAAGAAGACGAAGUACUUUUUGCAAUUGCUUAAGAAAUUGAAAAUUUAUCGUAAUUCAUGUAAGGAAAUUAAACUACAUUAUUACCUAAUUUAGAACUUUUAGCAAGUUCAGAAGAAACUGUUGUAAGAGAUAUGGCAGUCAAAACAUUAGUAAAUAUAGCAAAUUAACUAGGAGAAUAUGAAAUUUAAAAUUUUUAUGUACCUCUUAUUCUUCGCUUAGCUACUAAUGAUACUAAUUUUACAUGUAGGGUUUCGGCAGUAAAUCUUAUGUGUAAUAUUUAUACUCGUUCAGGAUAACAUAAAGAAAAAAUAAGAAAUAAAUUUAUUGAACUUUGUGGAGAAGAAACACCAAUGGUAAGACGUGCAAUUGCUUAAAAAAUUGGAGAAUUAGCUAUUGUUAUAGAAAAAGAAUAUGUAUUAAACUAAUUAAUAUAGAGUGUAAAAUAAUUAAUUUCAGAUGAACAAGAUUUAGUAAGAGUUUUAGUAUUAAAUUCUUUAAAAUUAAUUGCAAAAGUAUUAAAAAAAGAUGAAAAUAAAUAACAUACACUACCAAUAAUAAUUGCGGCAACUGAAGAUAAAUCUUGGAGAGUUCGUUUAUCAUUAUCAAAAUCAUUUUCAGAAAUUGCAGAAGCUUUUGGAGAAGAAGGGGAUAAUGUUUCAUUAAUAUAAAUUUUUACAAACCUCCUUCGAGAUGCUGAAAGUGAUGUGAGAAUUGCCUCGAUUUAAUCUUUAGCAAAAUUUGUAAAAAUUUUAUCUCCUGAAAAGCUUGGCAUUAUAGUUCCUCACCUUUAAUAUUUAGCAAAAGAUUUUGUUCCAUAAGUUCGUUCUGGUGUUACUAAUGUAAUAUCUAUAAUAGUAGGUAUACUUCCAAAAGAACUAACUUCAACAAAAUUACUUUCCUAUAUAAUUGAUUUGUUUGAUGAUGAAUGUAAAGAAGUAAGAUAAGGGGCUACUAAGGCAGCUGCCAAAUUCGCAGAGUGUUUAGGUCCAGAUUCUUUGAAAACUUUAAUUCCUUUUUUUAAAAAAAGUGUUGAAGAUACUAAAUGGAGAGUUAGAAUUGAAGCAUAUGAAGGGUUAGCUAAUAUUGCUAAAUAUUUUCAUGUAUUUAUAUAUAUAUUUCAUUUUUUUUAUAUUUAAAAAAAAAAGAAUAAUGAUAUCUUUUUGAAUAGUAUAGAACCUCUUUUUAUGACUUACAUUAAAGAUAGAGUGUCUGUAGUAAGAGAAAAUACAUCAGAAAAAUUACCUUAACUUAUUCUUACUUAUAAAGAUUGGGCUACUGGUAAACUAUUUAAAUAACUACAAGAUUCUUUAUAUAAAGAAAAUGGAUAUUUGUAAAGAUAAACUAGUCUUUAUGCUUUAAAGAUUUUAGCUAUGAAUAUUUCUCCAGAAGUUGCAAUAGAUAAAAUUGUUCCUAUUUUUAUUAAACAUCUAAGUGAUGGAGUUCCUAAUAUUAGAUUUUCUACUAUAAAAUAUUUUAAAGAAAUUGCAGCAAAGAUUGAAAAUUAAAAUGUUUUGAAUGAUAUUAAAACUAAUAUCAGUAAUUUAAUUAAUGAUUCUGAUAAGGAUGUUAAGUAUUUUGCAUAAGAAUGCCUUAAACAAUUGUGA
Molecule: messenger RNA, 1773 nt
Organism: Ichthyophthirius multifiliis
Lineage: Eukaryota; Ciliophora; Oligohymenophorea; Hymenostomatida
Product: phosphorylase phosphatase, putative
Exons: 8
Biological process (GO): protein dephosphorylation
Cellular component (GO): cytoplasm; protein phosphatase type 2A complex
Molecular function (GO): protein binding; protein phosphatase regulator activity
Source: RefSeq, a predicted model, not a curated record